This is a messenger RNA of Tupaia belangeri chinensis (Chinese tree shrew), 1114 nucleotides long. Its product is annotated as ATP synthase subunit f, mitochondrial. The coding region runs from base 724 to 990 and encodes 88 amino acids. The record is from RefSeq and is a predicted model, not a curated record. Gene Ontology annotation, biological process: proton motive force-driven mitochondrial ATP synthesis. Lineage: Eukaryota; Metazoa; Chordata; Mammalia; Scandentia; Tupaiidae. Gene Ontology annotation, cellular component: proton-transporting ATP synthase complex. The transcript has a single exon. Gene Ontology annotation, molecular function: proton-transporting ATP synthase activity, rotational mechanism.
CCCAAUUUUUUUUUUUUUUUCUCUUGACCUUUGCUUUUUACCAUAGGAAGAUUGGACUCCCUAUCAGAAUAGCUCUCUAUUCAACACAACUUUGUGUUCUUUGUGCCUUUAAUGUUACAAUUUCUCUUGUUUAUACUUUUUUUCUGCUACAGCCCUACCCUAUAUUUUAAAAAAUCAUUUUGGUUGAAUGUCUUCAACAUGGAUCUUUUCUGUAAACCCUUUGGAGAAGAUGAAGUAAAAUGCAUAUGACUGUCAUUUCUAAAAUGCACAUGACUUUCUUCUCAGCCUUUUCUGUUUUCUAACUUUGUCAGAUGUUUCUCUCAUGUUUUUUGGAGGGGUAGGUUAUUUAAUGACAGGAGGUUGCUUAGCUCUUUUCCUUGUAGCACAGCAAGACUUAGUUGAGAGGCUUCUACAUGAUUAUCUUGAUUUCUAGGAUAGUUUUGUUCUCUGUAAGAAAGCUUAUUGGGUUGCAGAGGAAGUCAGUUCCUACAUGGCUAACUAGAAAUAGAGUCCUGGCCUAUGGAUUGAAAAAUAUGCCCAAUAUCUUAAUCAGAUGAAUUAGAGGAAAAAGGAUUGCAGGCAUGACUAGGCUCUCUUGGGAGGUAGUUUUACUUUCCUUCUCCCUCCUUCCCUCCCUGCCUCCCCCUUCCCCUCUGCUCAACACACAUGUCCUCUAGCAUUUAAAAAAAUAGUAAUAAUGGCAGCAGACACCAGGACUCCAGGAUGGCAUCAGUCGUACCAGUAAGGGAAAAGAAACUUAUGGAUGUCAAACUCGGGGAGCUGCCAAGCUGGAUAUUGAUGCGGGAUUUUACCCCUAAAGGCAUUGCUGGAGCAUUUCAGAGAGGUUACUACCGGUAUUACAACAAGUACGUCAAUGUGAAGAAAGGGGGUGUUGCUGGAGUUUCUGUAGUGCUGGCCGCUUAUGUGCUUUUCAGCUACUGCCUUUCCUAUAAGGAACUCAAACACGAGCAGCGACGUAAAUACCACUGAAGAGGGCCAGCAUGGAGGCCAUACACUGAGCCAGACCUUCAUCUCCUUGGUUUGGCACCCCUCCAAAGGAUCUUGUUGAGUACUUUCAUAUCCCAGUCGAGAAUUCACAUCCAAUAAAAGAUGA